This is a messenger RNA of Fragaria vesca subsp. vesca, 1964 nucleotides long. Its product is annotated as purple acid phosphatase 15-like. The transcript has 7 exons. The coding region runs from base 1 to 1638 and encodes 545 amino acids. Lineage: Eukaryota; Viridiplantae; Streptophyta; Magnoliopsida; Rosales; Rosaceae. Gene Ontology annotation, molecular function: metal ion binding; acid phosphatase activity. The record is from RefSeq and is a predicted model, not a curated record.
AUGGCUCUCCCUUCCCUUCCCGCCCUCGCCGCCUCUCUCCUCCUCCUCCUCCUCGCCGUCGCCCUCGCCUUCUCCCGCCCCUCCCAUCCCCCUAUCCCCACCACCCUCGACGGCCCUUUCCGCCCCGUCACCGUCCCCUUCGACCUCAGCCUCCGCGGUAACGCCGUCGACUUACCCGACUCCGAUCCCAGAGUUCUCCGCCGCGUCAAAGGCUUCGAGCCCGAGCAGAUUUCCCUCACUCUCUCCUCCUCUCACGAUUCCGUUUGGAUCUCCUGGGUCACAGGGGAAUAUCAGAUUGGGUACAAGAUAAAGCCAUUGGACCCCAAAAGUGUCAAGAGUGUUGUUCGUUACGGCAAGCUGAGGUAUCCACAGACGCAUGAAGCAACUGGAUAUUCUCUUGUUUACAGUCAGCUUUACCCUUAUGAAGGCCUCCAGAACUACACGUCUGGAAUCAUCCACCAUGUUCGUCUUACAGGUUUGAAACCCAAUACGAAGUACUUUUAUAGAUGUGGAGAUCCUUCUAUACCUGCCAUGAGUGACAUUUACUAUUUCAAGACUAUGCCGGUCCCCGGUCCCAAGAGUUACCCGAAGAGGAUAGCAAUUGUGGGAGAUCUUGGCCUUACUUACAAUACAACUGCCACAGUUAGUCACUUGACUAGAAACAACCCUGAUCUUAUGUUAUUGAUUGGUGAUGUUACUUACGCGAACUUGUACCUCACGAAUGGAACUGGGUCGGACUGCUAUUCCUGCUCGUUUGGGAACACUCCGAUACAUGAGACGUAUCAGCCCCGAUGGGAUUACUGGGGAAGGUUUAUGCAUAAUUUGAUUUCUAGAGUUCCAAUAAUGGUGGUAGAAGGGAACCAUGAAAUAGAAGAACAGGUUGACAACAAGACCUUCGUGGCGUAUAGUUCUCGGUUUGCAUUCCCAUCUGCAGAAAGUGGAUCCUCGUCCCCAUUCUACUACUCGUUUAAUGCAGGGGGGAUUCAUUUCAUUAUGCUUGGAGCCUACACUCUCUUUGACAGAUCAUCGGAGCAAUACAGGUGGCUGGAGCAAGAUUUGGCCGAGGUGGACAGAUCCACGACUCCAUGGCUGGUAGCUACUUGGCAUCCACCGUGGUACAGUACCUAUGUAGCCCAUUACAGAGAGGCAGAAUGUAUGAAACUGGAAAUGGAAGAGUUACUUUACUCUUAUGGCGUUGAUAUAGUGUUCAGUGGACAUGUCCAUGCCUACGAGAGGUCAAAUCGAGUUUAUAACUACACAUUAGAUCCCUGUGGUCCUGUGCAUAUCACUAUUGGUGAUGGAGGUAACCGAGAGAAGAUGGCAAUCAAACAUUCUGAUGAACCUGGUCAGUGCCCACAGCCAAGUGAUGAUGAAUACCUGGGUAUGUGUGCAACAAAUUUUACUUCUGGUCCAGCAGCUGGUAAAUUUUGUUGGGAUCGGCAACCAGAUUACAGUGCUUUCAGAGAAAGCAGCUUCGGCCAUGGGAUCCUUGAGGUGAAGAAUGAGACUUGGGCUUUAUGGACAUGGUACCGAAAUCAGGACUCUGAAGAUAAUGUGGGAGAUCAAAUUUACAUAGUGAGGGAACCAGAUAGAUGCCAUGUCCAGCAGGUGGUUGACAGUUGGCCUGUUGAUCUAUGAUUUGCACUGCUGGGAAUUUACUCUAGUUUCUGAUGUUGCAUAAGCAUCGAGUUUACUUGUCAUAGAUGGAAUGAUGGAAGAAGCAGCUCAGGCAGGAGUAAUGAAGAAAUUCUUCAGUGUCACUGAGAUUGUGUUUUUAAACACAUAAGACAGAAGGGGAGUUACAUCUUACCCUCAAGAUUGUCUACUACUGGCCAUCUUUGUAUUCUCUUACAUUGAUAUACAACUGCAAUGACUGUAAACUACAGAAUCUCAUUCAUAUAUCCCAAAUAUAGACAUGAUUAGACAAACGUUAAUGAAUUUUAUCUAUUAUACAAGAUUGAUAC